Messenger RNA from Entrophospora sp. SA101, 361 nucleotides. NCBI's taxonomy places the organism in Eukaryota, Fungi, Glomeromycota, Glomeromycetes, Entrophosporales, Entrophosporaceae. The record is from the annotation of a GenBank genome assembly.
UACCAUCAGCACCAGAAAACAUAAAUUGAAAAAACAACUGCUAUUACAAAACCAGCCUCUUUUUCAACUACUUGAUGUUCAUGAGAAGAAAAUUGAAUUCACUUUGAAUUUUGUAUUUUGUAUGAGAAAUUUUUGGAAUAGACUUAUAGCAGAAUCAAAAAAACGAAAAAUUGGGACAUUGGCACAACUUGGAACAGAUGAGAAGAAAAUUGAAUUCACUUUGAAUUUUGUAUUUUGUAUGAGAAAUUUUUGGAAUAGACUUAUAGCAGAAUCAAAAAAACGAAAAAUUGGGACAUUGGCACAACUUGGAACAGAAAAUGGAUUGGGGACCAAUAGAAGAAAAUGGAUCAAAGAACAUUAA